Molecule: messenger RNA, 860 nt
Organism: Aspergillus welwitschiae
Lineage: Eukaryota; Fungi; Ascomycota; Eurotiomycetes; Eurotiales; Aspergillaceae
Exons: 2
Coding region: 232-690 (152 amino acids)
Source: RefSeq, a predicted model, not a curated record
GGGAGGGGGAGAGACGUAGUAUUAGUAGCACCACGGGAGACGAGGGGAUUGGGAAAAAUGCCUACUUAAUAGGUCCGCGGUGAGCGAGUCUGGUCACUGGAAGCUACGACUUCAUUCGGUUCGGCGGCGGGGUAAAAGUGGUAUGGGCUGCUGGUGGGGCAGCCGGUGAGAGAAGUUGAAAUCGCGGGCGCCUCGGGCUGAUGCGGGACUGAUGUCAGCGCCCGCGAAUCGAUGACGGAAGGGUCCGGGGCUUCAGGGGUGAACAUUAUGCCUGUUAUGCCCCGUUCGGAGCCCCUUAGCCUCGGAUCAUUGCUGCGAUGGGAGCUUCUGCUGCGUCCGGGGGUGGAUCUAUCAAGCAAUCGUUCCGAUAUUUCUCGUCUAUGGAUGCCGGCUCGCUCGUGGGGACAACCCCGCCUACAGGAGACAUUCCAUCAUUCGUGCCUAGUUCAAACCCGAAAAACAAUGGUGUAUAAUUCAUUUUGUCGACAUGGUUUAUCGAUCAAUGCAAUUGACUCCGGUGUACCCACACUGCUGGACGAAGACCUAUACACCACCCAUGAGAGGAAGAAUAGCAGAACCCCCAAAGCUCAUUUACAGCGCCCAGUAAGCACAAAACGACGCAGGGGAAGGAAGAAUGACAGACAAUUGACAGAAGAAACGAUUGGGAACCUUGUGGGAGCCAAAAUAUGAGCCCGCUACUACCAUUACUCCUCCUCCGAAGAGUUGGUCAGCGACAGAUACGCAGUCCAGGCGAUUCCGACGGAGGACACGAAGGGCUGGAAGAAAAAAAUACAUCAGUACAACACGGAAGUUCAGAAUCUGAACAGCGGGCCAAAGGACAAAGUUGGCCUUGAGGGUUG